Molecule: messenger RNA, 2931 nt
Organism: Schistosoma rodhaini
Lineage: Eukaryota; Metazoa; Platyhelminthes; Trematoda; Strigeidida; Schistosomatidae
Source: the annotation of a GenBank genome assembly
GUGUUUGUUGAAAUAGCCAACUAAGUAAACGUGUCAUUCUUACUUACAGCUAUGAAGUUGUCCGUCGCUCUUGUUGUUGUUUCCCUUGUUUUCGCUGCGUCAGAGGUCACCGAGGAAGAUGAUGUACUUGUAUUAAAUAAAAAGAACUUUGAUGACGUUAUCAAAACCAAUAAGUUUGUUUUGGUUGAGUUCUAUGCUCCUUGGUGUGGUCACUGUAAGGCUCUUGCCCCAGAAUACAGUGCAGCAGCCAAAAAGUUAAAGGAAAAAGGUUCGCUAAUCAAACUUGCUAAAGUGGAUGCUACCGUCGAAGAAGAACUUGCUUUCAAACAUGGUGUCAAGGGAUAUCCGACUUUAAAGUUCUUCCGAAACGAACAACCUAUCGAUUUUGGGGGUGAAAGAGACUCCGAUGCAAUCGUAAACUGGUGCUUGAGAAAAUCCAAACCUUCCGUGGAAUAUAUUGACUCAAUAGAUAGUUGUAAACAAUUUAUCGACAAAGCUAACAUUGCCAUAUUAGGAUUUAUCAAGGAUACGGACUCGUUGGAUCUGGCAGAUUUCGAAAAAGUGGCCGACGAGUUAGAUGAUGCUGAUUUUGCAAUAGCUAAUUCCAGUGAGAUUUUGACUGAGUAUGGUAUCACGCAGACACCAAAAAUUGUUCUGUUUAAAAAUUUCGACGAAAAUCGUGUUGAAUAUACGGGAAAAACGCUGGAACAUCUAAAGCAUUUCAUACAAGUGGAAAGUGUCCCUCUUGUGUCAGAAUUCUCCCAGAAAACCGCUGGAGUUGUAUUCGGAAGUCCAAUUCAGAAACACAUCGUCUUCUUCCUCUCAAAAUCAACAGACCACUCGGAUCUCGUUGAAAAACUGACAGAAGUUGCAAGACAAUUCAAAGGCAAGCUCCAUGUGAUAUACGUCGACGUUGAUGUCGAAAACAACUUACGUGUGUUGGAAUUUUUCGGGCUUUCAAAAAGUGAUGCCCCAACUUACCGUAUUAUCGAACUUGGUGAAGAAACAACUAAAUAUAAACCAGAUACUAACGAUUACUCUGUUUCCGCAAUGUCUGAUUUCGUUCAAAGAACAAUCGAUGGAAAGGUCAAACCAUUCCUCAUGAGUGAAGAAAUACCAUCAGACCAAACCGGUGCUGUUAAAGUUCUUGUUGGAAAAAUUUAUAACGAUGUGGUUAAAGAUAAAUCAAAAGACGUGUUUGUCAAACUAUAUGCUCCUUGGUGUGGUCAUUGCAAGGCUCUUGCUCCAGUUUGGGAUGAAUUGGGUGAGACUUUUAAGAACUCAGAUACGGUGAUCGCAAAAAUGGAUGCUACUGUUAAUGAAGUUGAAGAUCUUAAAGUUACCAGUUUUCCAACUCUAAAGUUUUAUCCAAAGAACUCGGAUGAGGUAUGUAAAUAUUGACCUUAACAAUCAUUCAACAAAUCACUUUCACGGUCAGUGCCGAAUGACUCUUUUUCAUAUAGUUUGAGCCACUAUAGCAUAGCGUACUUCUUGUUGCAUUUCUUCGUUAAGUCUUAAUGCCGUAGGUGGUGAAUCGAGAGCUGCAAAGAAUUUUGUUUUCUGAGGUAUCUUGUGUUUCAGUGUGAUCAUUUCUGGCAAAUAUCUUAUUUUAUUCUGGAUAAUAGUUCUGAUGUAUUCACUACACAAUUACAUUCUGUUCCUUUAGUUGGUAGUUUUAAGAUUUCGAUUAGUUUUUUCUUUAGGACAUUCCUUCUUUGUGUUCAGUGGAUAUACUGAAACGCUCGCCUCUACAUGAAGUAAUCUUUGAUACUAUCCAGAACGAUGAUGAAAAGUGUUCAAUUAGACCAUCUAGCUCUGAAAACUCAAUAACAUCAAAAGCAGCUACCCGGACUUCAAAUCUUCAUUUCAAUAUGUUACUGUUAUCGAACUGUAGAUUUUUCCUCGAGAAUCACGAUGCUCAAGUUCGAUACCUGAUGGUCAGAUGUUUCAUAGAUUAACACUAAGUCUUUCUGAUCUUUAGAUCUCUGAUUUCUAUGAAGAAAUAAAAUAAGUGGUGUAACUCAUAUAUUAGGUACAGGUUUACAUACUCUACUUCAAGCUAAACAAUGUAUAAGCUGUGCUGAUAUUGCGUGACUACCGCCUAUUGGCUGGAAGGUGAGUGCUUCAACUACUACACAGCUAAGCAUUUUAAACAAAUAUUACGGAAAUCUUCCAGUCUUAAUCAAAAUGAUCUCAUUUAAAAGAUAGCCUUAACUCAUUCAUAAUGAUACUGAAUCCUGAUAUUGUGAUAAGCGUAAAACACUUGUAGAAAUAAGAAUUGUUUAAGUAAUAGAUCAAUUAAUAUAAACACUUGACCUCAUAUCACAUAUUAACAAGGUGGACAGUAGUUCUUAAACAUUAAACUAGUUAUUUGUUUUAGGUCACCUUAUUAUAGAAAAACCUAGUUUUUCAAAACGUUUCAUCUACUUAAUUAACUUCUAUGUUUUCAUAGCUCGUACUAACUAAAAACUACUUCUGAUUUUGAAAUUCACAGGUUAUUGAUUAUACAGGUGAUAGAUCAUUUGAAGCCCUGAAAAAGUUUGUCGAGUCUGGUGGUAAAUCUAGCGAAGCAACUAAACAAGAAGAUCAAAUAAAGGAUGAACUUUAAAGUUGCUUCCCUUUUAAGGCUUUAUUUUGCUUUUGUCCUCGUAUCUCUUUUGCUCUGAAGAUCUGUUUUCUCCAUUUCUAAUAAAAAAACAAUGAGCAUUAGUUUCCUUUUUGUCCAUUAUUACUAGUUGUUUGUAAGCACACAUUUGUUUUGAUGAAGUGCUAUUUGACAGUGCAUUUCCAUGAAAAUGUUUCUCGAGUUUUCUUUUUGUACCAUCUUAAUUGUUUUUUUCUUUUUAAGCAUUUUUUGAAUUCUGCUAAAUUAAACUUGUUGUAUUUAUUUGUAAAUUCAACUUGUAUAGUAAACAUGGAAGGAUUUAUGCU